CACAUAUACACGCGCACUCGCGUGUAUAUUGCGCACAGUACUCAGGCUGAAAGCUGCCAGCACGAGAAGCAGGAGUAGCGGAUCAUGUAAGGAUAUUCGUCGUAUUGACGAAACAACUUGCCAUCCCAGGAGCGGUUACACUGCCAAGGAUAUAGUAGACAGUUGGCAGGAUAGGCAGACGCAGGAAAAAUAGCGAGCGACGCAGGCGACGCAGAAGCGGAAUGACACGUCCUCCCAACAAUGACAACCUUAUGACCUUUAAGUUGGUUGUCGUUGGAGAUGGAGGGGUCGGCAAGAGCGCCCUUACUAUACAGUUCUUUCAGAAGCUGUUUGUCGCAGACUAUGAUCCAACCAUCGAAGAUAGUUACAUUCAACACACAGAGGUGGACGAGCAGUGGUGUAUCUUGGAUGUAUUGGAUACAGCCGGCCAAGAGGAAUUUAGCGCCAUGCGCGAGCAGUACAUGCGGAAGGGCGACGGAUUCCUUUUGGUAUACUCUGUGACCGACAAACAGUCGUAUCAGAAUAUCGUCAAUUUUUAUACUCAAAUCCUGCGAGUGAAGGACAGGGACGUGUAUCCUAUGCUCCUGGUCGCCAAUAAGGUCGAUCUGGUGCACCUGAGGAAAGUCACAGAGGAACAAGGGAGAGAACUGGCUCAUCGUCUGGGCAUAUCUUAUAUCGAAACCUCUGCCAAAGAUCCACCACUGAACGUGGACGCCGCGUUUCACGAGGUUGUUCGCAUUAUCCGAAACCAACCGCCAAACGAGUUCGAGAAGAAUCAAAGGAAGCGACGGCGCUCGAGGAAGUGUAACAUUUUGUAAAUUUCGCGGAGGAACGGAAGACACGUACGUGUAACUCGCGCGCGCGAGAACCAAAGAUCACGCGACGUGUUGCCGCCGAGCCAUAAUCGCGCAACGCCUCUGCUACUUCCUUGAGAGUACGUCCUUAUCGCAUCGUUGAAAAUUCGGGAGAUCCUUGAGAAUGAACGGUUCUCCUCUCCUCCGAUAUAUAUAGGUAUCUAUGACCGUUUCUUAUCUUCCGUUUCUUAUUACUGCGGUAGCAACACGACGAAUACCGCUACUGGAGUAUUUUUUCCUGUAUUCCGCGAAACGUAAUAUCUAUGGUCAGCAGACACCAUAGAAGGCGUGCCAAUGCGAAGAAGAGAAUAAAGGAGAGAACCGAGAAAGUUACGACACCUGUGUAAUCGCGAGAACGAAAUUAGAUUUAUCUCUUUAGUCUGACUCUCCGGAUUAAUUGGAUAAUCGGUAGUCGGGGAGGAAUAGAAAAAAAAAGAGAAAAGAAGGAAAAAGGAAUCGGAGACAUUGACUGUUCAUCAUCCUCUCGCGUGAUAAAUCGAGACCACGUCUCUAGCCGCGCGUACACAUCAAUUUUCUACCAUCGAAGAAAAAAAAAAUAAUAUGGAAUUGAGCGUUUUUUAUUGGACGACGCAUAAUAUAUUAAAGGAGUUUUUUACUUCUCCGCGAGAUCUUUGUCAUGAAAUGACUAUAAUGGUUUCGUAUAUCGAGAACUCACCUUAUAUAUCGAGCUCACUUUUCACGUAGCCGUUUGUAUAGCUUUAAGCGUAUUUAUUUCGUCACGUCGGUCCGGGGCUUUUCCGUUCUCUCGUAGUCGGGACGUGCCCUCGCCACACACGAUUUAUCACAUUUUCUAUGAUCGAGCACAUUAAAUGUGUGUCCUCUUGUGACUCGGACCCUCCCGUUUUUCUACGCUAGAAAUACUUAGGGGAAGCGAUAUAUAUAUAUAUAUAAUAUAAUAUAUAUUAUAUAUAUAUAUAUAUAAUAUUAUAUUAUAUUACACAUUGUUUUUGCGUAAUCGAUAGAGACGGGAUAGCAUAUUGUACGCAUUAUUUCACUUUUUACGCGACAACACAAAGUAACGGAGCUGUAUAUCGCGAGGAGACAAAGAAGAAUUCAAAGUCGAUGCGAUCGUUAGAUUAUAAAAUAUCGUUAGACACGAUAGAAAAAGAGAAAACGGAGUGAAAUUAUGAGAUAAUUUCUGAUCAUAGUCUGAUUAUAGUCGCGAUUUUUACCGACGAAUGUAUUACAUGCUAUUAGUUAAUCGUUAAUAUUUCGUCUGACGGUUUGAUGCUUUAACGUUAACGAAGGAUCUUUAAUUCCACCGAAACGAAGGUCCACUAGCUGCUGGUGCCUGAUGUACAGAUGAAUUAUAUUAAUCGUAUUCGAACCCGGGGAAGUAAAAUGAUCGAAAUAAGGCACCAUGUGCCGCCUUCGCUGUCAUUUAUUGACUUUUGCGUACACAGAGAUCUGAUCUAAGAAACGCACAUGGUAUUACGCUGAUAGACUGUCUUCGGUUUAUAACAAUGAAAGCACAAAUAAGUUUAUAACGAUAACGGUUUAUAACGAUGAAAGCACAAAUAAGUAACGCGGAUACCCGCGUAGACUGCUUCUGUUGCAUUUCUGAUGAUUCAACGUUGCCGUUGUUUUAUUGUUCGAAAAGAACUCGUUAUUUCUCGUAACGCGUUUUCGUGACCGCCAAUUUCGCAUUAGGUAAUGUAUAGCCUUUUUUUCUUCAGAUCGUUAUCGUUGUCGAUUAGGUUAGUUCGGACGCCAAAUAAUGAAUGGUAAUUUAAUCAAUAUAUACGAAUUUGCGUUUGAAGCUUCCAUAGUUGCUCACUCGGAGAAUUAACAUAAAAUUACCGGAGGCUAUUGAAUUCGAGUUAUUUAUACAUAUUAGCAUUGAAAUCGGCGGCACUUCAAAGUAUUAUAAUAUAACUUAUAUUCAGUCGUUCCCUCGAUUUGUUAUCGCUCACUGAAUAACGCGGACUGCAGCCGUUGAUUUAUAAUAAGUAUAACUUUACGAUCGUAUCGUAUGGGAAAUGAUUCGUUUUUAUUUUUGAUACCUCUAACGCCAAGUCUUAAUACGGACGAAUUUGAUGUGAUUUAAUAUAUAUAUUUGAAGUUCAACCCAAUGAAUUCGUGUGAUUUCCUUCUCUUUUCCUCAAUUCGUCGCUUUAAAAAUCGUCAAAAGAGCGCGAAUAUAUCAGACCUUUUUAUAUACCAAAAGAAGAAUAACGUCAAGGCCUACUAUUAGUGUUUAAAUGUAACGAGGAGGAUUUAAGUAGUCUGUAAUUUAAGGGAGCACACCUCUACGUGUGCGCGUCUACAUAAGGUAAACAUUCAUGUUACGUGUUGAAAACGUCUCUCUCUCUCUCUCUCGACACGGAUUAUUUCUCACGCUUUACGCAAACGUUGCGGUCUCUUUUGCACUUUUCUCGUGUCUGGUGCGCGGUACAUACUGCUGCUUUACGUGUGCGCACAUUGUAGCCCAUAUGUUGAUUGUGACGUAAUAAUAAGUAAUUCGCGCGAUCGUAUUUUUCAAGCGCGCGCGAGUCACCUUCUCGUUUUACGUUCGCGAAAUAUUCUCGCCGCCGCACGCGCAAUUUCCGCUCUUCUACAUCGGUUAUUCUACCCGGUUUGUAUUACACUUAUUCGUUACGCUUUUCUCGAGCACUUUUCGCUUAUAAGUGUGUAAUCACGCGAUUAUAGGUGUAUUCGCUGUAUUAGCACAAAUACCGCGUCGAGACAGCCUUAUCACGUGCGGUCGAGAGAAACAUGCGAAAUCGUAGAAUGUAAGAGCCGCGAUCGCGAGCCGGAUUAUCUCAUGGGCGAUGGAAACGCUGAUGCAAUUCCUUGGGAUCUGUAUUGAGAUCUAUAUUGAGAUCCGGCCUGAUUUUUCCAAAAAAUUGCAGAUUCCGGCCGGGAAGUCUACGUAAAAUCAGGUUAAUAAGUGCAAUGUUCCAAACACGCGAUUCUAAGUGGGAAAUCCAAACGAAUUCCAUUCGACCUGCCAAACAUUUUGCCAAAGAUUUUUCUGGUUUCCAGUUUUUCGCUAGAAUUCAACGAAACAUUUAUGAAACACUUUGAGUAUUUGCACUUUACAAUUAUAAAUAUUUGAAAACAAUAAAUAUUAAAAAAUGUAAAUGGUCAAAUGUUUUAUAUUUUUUAUUAUAUUUUGAAUUCUGCGGUUGGUAUGAAAAUAGAAUACAUACCUCUGUUCCAUAAAUUAAUUAAUGUCGUAUUUUCGUAAAAAAUAUUCCGAUUUCACUUAUCGAUUAAUGCGAUUUUACUUAUUAAUUAAUAAAUUAAUAUCGUAAUUUCACAAACUAUAUAUUUCGUUUAUUAAAAAAAAAAAAGAGUUUCCAUGCUAUUUUUAUUUUCGAUAGAUCGUAGACAGAGAACCCGUGUUUAGGAUAAAGAGAGAACGAGAUUUCCGAUUGAUGUCACAGUGGGAUAACCUCGCCAUUUUGGGACAAAUUUUCCAGAAACAGCAUAGAUUCCGGUCGGAGAAUCUAUAUUGUUUCUGGGAUACGCGGGCGCGAACGAGAUACGUACAGCUCCUCUCUCUCGGCUUUUUCGCUUUGCAUCGCGCCGCGUAAAGACGCGUUUUUUCUCCGUCGCAAUUUUUCGCCUCACGUUUCAUCGCGUAUUAAUAUCGGCUGAAAUUUUGCCGCGACCUUUAUCGCGAGAUUUUCAUCGUGAUCAUCCGUUAGACACAUUCGGGAAGGUGACGGUCAACGGAGGCUGAAUUUGACAAAUAAUUCGCUUGUUUCCAUAAUUACGUUAAUAGCUAUUACUCAAUGAUGAAUAUAUAAGCACUGACCCAUAAUGCCUUGCGUAACGUACGGCGAUAAAAGUUAAUGCAUUCAUGUUAAAUGCAUAAAGGGAACGUUAUUAUACGCGGAGCUAAUACCUCGUGUAAAAUUCAGUCGACCGGUCGAAACGCGAAAGUCCAAAUGCACGCUCAAUGUGCGCGCUGCUGUCUUUCUCUGCGUUGCACUCGGGAGAGAAAAAAAAUAUAUAUGUAUAUGAAGAUAAUAAUAAAUAUAAGGGUAUAUGUGUGUAAUAUACAUAAAGUGUGAACGCGCGACAUUCUAAUAUCGAGAGAGAUAAACUCUACUUGCCUUGAAUACAAAAUAAUAACUAUAUUAAAUUAAAACACACACACACGCGUGAAUCAAUGAGGGAGACACCACUACUGAGAUACAUAAUUGGUAAAUAUUAUUUUGUUCUUCCCAUUAGCGCAAAAUAAAUCGGAGGAAAUUACACGUUUUAAUGCUCUCUCGGAUAAACACGAUAAAUACAUUAGUCUACGUUAACCAGAGACGUUAAGUUGCGUUAAUUAAUCCUUCGCGAAUUUUCGCGUGCCGCGACAUUGUUUAUUACAUACCCGUGAUCGCUCUUUGUAAGAAAAAAAGAGAAAGAAAAAGAUGAAUAAGAGAAAUAAAGGAAACUACGACAAUAGCUCUCUCGAACGUCUUUCCUCGUUCGGUUUCAAUCAGUCACUGGUUCUUUACAUCAUCGGAAGCAUCUUACCGCAUCUAACGCCGCUCAUCUCUCUUCAUAAAGCUAAAGUAAAAAAAAAAAAAA
This is a messenger RNA of Dinoponera quadriceps, 5405 nucleotides long. RefSeq names its product ras-related protein M-Ras (gene Rap1). The transcript has 4 exons. Gene Ontology annotation, biological process: signal transduction. Gene Ontology annotation, cellular component: plasma membrane. Gene Ontology annotation, molecular function: GTP binding; GTPase activity; GDP binding. The coding region runs from base 222 to 818 and encodes 198 amino acids. NCBI's taxonomy places the organism in Eukaryota, Metazoa, Arthropoda, Insecta, Hymenoptera, Formicidae. The record is from RefSeq and is a predicted model, not a curated record.